Messenger RNA from Rhizoctonia solani, 1089 nucleotides. RefSeq names its product vacuolar protein sorting-associated protein 74. The coding region runs from base 1 to 1089 and encodes 362 amino acids. The record is from RefSeq and is a predicted model, not a curated record. NCBI's taxonomy places the organism in Eukaryota, Fungi, Basidiomycota, Agaricomycetes, Cantharellales, Ceratobasidiaceae. Gene Ontology annotation, cellular component: cytosol; trans-Golgi network; Golgi cisterna. Gene Ontology annotation, biological process: Golgi vesicle budding; retrograde vesicle-mediated transport, Golgi to endoplasmic reticulum; Golgi organization. Gene Ontology annotation, molecular function: phosphatidylinositol-4-phosphate binding. The transcript is spliced from 4 exons.
AUGGCACAGUCCGGGCUUUCCCGCCGUCGAGUUGGUACAUCGACACCUACGCCAAACGAUGGUGAUACAUUUACACCGUCAGCACCCUCACCCGUGGGAAAUUCGAACGGCCGGACCUAUGGGGGAGGAACAGCACUCGAGGGCGGUGGCAAGAUCGCGUACGACCCGCGCGACCUGGAGACUGAGGGCGAAGGGAAGAGCAUGCCUCGGCUAACGAUCCUUGAAGAGGUACUGCUACUCGGCAUCAAAGACAAGCAGGGGUAUCUAUCGUUCUGGAAUGAUAAUAUCUCGUAUGCAUUGCGUGGAUGCAUUCUCAUGGAGUUGGCCUUACGUCGGCGCAUCGGCAUGGUCAAAGAUUCGGCGCGUCGGCGGUAUCCUUUGCCUGACCGUCUCAUCGAGGUCAUUGACGAGCGCCAAACGGGAGAGACCAUUCUCGACGAGGCGCUGAAAAUGAUUAAAGCGAGCGAGAAGAUGGGUGUCGGGACGUGGAUUGAUCUUAUGAGCGGCGAAACGUGGAACGUUAUGAAAAUCGGAUACCAGCUUAAACAGGUGCGCGAACGAUUGGCCAAAGGGCUAGUAGACAAGGGCGUCCUCCGUACCGAAAAGACCAAUUUUUUGUUGUUUGACAUGGCUACACAUCCUGUCGCCGACGCUCGGACUAAAGAUGAAGUCAUGAAUCGGGUCGUCAAUUUGCUCACCACGCGCACUACUACCGUACCAGACUCGGCUUUGGGCAAGGAGGGAACUCAAUUCCGAGCAGUACGCGCUGUGUGUCUGGUUACAUCCGCUUAUGCUGCAAGCGUGCUGGAGAAUGCACUUGCUCGGUUAGGGUAUGACGCACGUGAGGCUGCAUUGAGUCGCUGCGAUGACAUUCUGGCCGAGUUCUCCGCAUGGCCAUUCGGCGCACGGGAGGGGGGCGCGGAAGCUCAACAGCGUAGAAGACCAAGCUCAGGCGACGGCUCCUCCAGUAUUGCUGAAUUAUUACGCCUGGCUCGUGCUGAGAUUGGUGCAGAUGGUGCGGAGGACGUGAGCCUCGAGGUCAUUUCCGCAGUCCUUGAGGUCUUUGGUCGCAUGGACAACAUUCUCUGA